This is a messenger RNA of Amoebophrya sp. A120, 3142 nucleotides long. NCBI's taxonomy places the organism in Eukaryota, Dinophyceae, Syndiniales, Amoebophryaceae. The record is from the annotation of a GenBank genome assembly.
GUCGUGCGAAGGUCUUUCAGGGACGAGAGCGAGCAUCGCACAGUGAGAGUCUGGUAGCCUCGGUGAAGGUAAAAUCAGAGGGACUUCGUCGAGGGUUCGCCACUUCAGUAAAUGACAAACGGAUUCUUGUAUCCCCAUGCCUGAAAAGCGGCCGAUGACCCUGUGACGAAACUUCGGCUCUGCCUUGAAGUUUUUGCCACCAUCAAGAAUAAACCACCGGGCUCGUCCGUCUCUGCGUUGGUGGCGCCCACGGACCCGUCGCGGAAAUAAAUUCUGCGUUGACCAGAGCAUCACACGAUGCGACGGGGGGAUUCUACCUCAAGCGCCGCGGGUCGGUUUGAGUACGGCCAGCACAACGUUUCGCUGCGCGGGAGCGAUAAGGAUCCGAUCGUGCGGAAAAGCACGAAAAAGUUCAAAGGAGCGGAUCCCGUCAAAUUCCCCCUGGACGCGCUGGUCGAAGACGGCGUGCCGUGCCUCUUUUAUGACCCGAAGCUGGAACGUAUGAGAGUGCACAACUCCUCCUCCCCCUCAUUUGUCAUGCAAAAUUCCCAAUCCACCCUUUGCCUCUUGGCACUGUUUGCAUGACAAGUUCUGGUAGCCCAAGUAGCACUACGCUCCAGUGCAAAUUUGUCAUGCAAAGCCGGCACUUUUGAUGAUGCUUGUAUUGCCGUUCAUGCUAUGCAAAUGAGGGGGAGGGGGAGUUGUGCACUUCAUAGAACGGUUCGAGAUGCGGGUGAUUCGCCUGGACGCCAAGUUCUUCUUUCUAUCGAGAGGAAAAAUUCCCCCUCCCCAUAUUGAAAAGGUAUGUUUCCAAAAAUUUGCGUUGGGGAUUUGAGGUCACAAAUCAUAUCUGUCUUGCAAGAAGACAAGGGCAGAAGCUUCCGCCCCAUUAUGGAAGCGGUUUGUCAUGCUGUUGGGCCUAAAGGGGGGCCGUUUGCCAUGCUGAAGUACUAGACCCGCACGCCCCUACCUAGCCUGGGGAUCUGGCCGCAGUGCCUCUCUGCAAUACAAGGCUGAUUUGUGGCCACAAAUCAGCAUCACAAAUCUCCGUUUUGAUAUGGGGAGGGGGGAUUUUUCAUUUUGAUACUUUCUCUACGUCCUGCACAAGGACAGUGCAGCCGCGCAAGCGAAGAAACUACCCGCACGGGUAUCUUGUAUUGGUUAUUGAUUUGCGGGGGCCCUUAAUUUUAGAGCAUCGUCCGUUUCUUUACACAGCAUUCUUGUUUCAGUAUGCGGUGUUUUCGUUAGACAUCUUUUUUCGCGCACGUGUCUUGUUUCAAUGAUCUAGACAGCCGACGACAGCAUGCAAAAUCUCCACCCUGUAAUAUUAAGGUAGCAGACGAGGAACUCUCCGCCAUCGUGCGGCUCGUGAGCAUCCGCAAGAUUCACUCGGGCGAAGAGGGCGUCGCGAAGUGCAAGGCGCGGGAACUUUCGCACGACCUUCUGGGACCGGACACGGCCGUCGUGCUGGAGUACGACCCGCGGGGCAUCUAUGGGGGUGUCAGGAUCGAAAUCGACAAUGUCAAAAAAUUUGUGAUGCGUAAAAUGUAGGGCACGCAUGGUUAGAAGCUGAUGCUUCAACUGGUAUCGAUUUUAGGCAUCGCAAGUUUUUCGAUUUUGUCAAUUUCGGUGGGUCCUGACACUUCCAUAGCAUUUCUGACGCGCAGCUGGGCGCCGAGUCCGCCGCCGCCUCCCCCACGUCGCCGACGGGGGAAAGGCUGCGCAACCUGGGAUCGCGCGUCGCGUCCUUUUUCGGGGGCAGCCCGGCGAAAUCCGAGAAGGAACACGAGGACGAACACACGGCCUUCGUGUACUUUCUCGCGGGGCCCAAACAGAAGCUCGCCGACGUGAUCCAGAACGCCCUCGGCUCGGUGGACUUUCAGGCCCAGGCGCUCGCGGGUGCGAAGCUGGUGCAGGGCCUCUUUCGGCUGAAGCGGGCGCGGCACACCAUCAAGCAGAUGACCAAGGUGAAAGUGGUGGACCGGAUCUUCGUGCGUGGGGGUGCGGAGCAGAUGCUGCAAAACGUGUACGCCGACGACCUCGGGGAGGAUGUGGUGGAAGUGACCUUCAAAAACGCGGACCUGCACAAGUGGAAGCCUUUCACCUUCGCUGUCUCGGACUGGGGGGACGGGAACAUGACCGAAAAGGCUGCUACCAUCGCAGCGGAAACCGGCUGCACAAAAACCUGCCGGACGCGCUUGCAGCGAUUUCUGGCUGAGUAUGAUAGAGAAUAACUUUUUUGAUCUUCUGAUCACGCUUUAUUUCUUUGCCGAAAGGUUUUUUUUUGCUUCACAGCAACAUGAAUUGAAUACGGAACAUCAUUUGAAAAAUGGAAUAAGAUGUCAACUCUUCUACCUCGCUGCGCGCAAAUUCGACCCGGUGGCGGUACGGUUUUUCUUGGAAGACAAGGACUCACUGCGCAUGCGGACCCCGGACGCGGUUUUAGAUUCGUUGGAGGAGGACGUCGCACAGCUGACGCAUUCGUUUUCCGGGAACUUUGCGGACCGGCGCAUCGAGAGCGCGUUGACGCGCACGACCUGGCGGGCGCUGUCCCAGCUCGUACGGCUGGAGCGACUGUACGCAACGACUUGCCCGUCCGCACCACUUGCGCGUGGCAUUGACCUGCCGGCUCCGGAGCCUGAUGUGCUGUCCCCCCCACCGCCGACCUCCUCCGCAACAGCGUUAGCCGGGACAACCGCGCGUAGUACAACAACCCAGGCUGAGCAGGCAGCCGUGUUCGCCGACGAGUCGGGAUACGAUCCGAGACGCACUGUUACGACUGCAGCGGACGAAAUCGUGUCCAAAGUGGAGACGACGACCACACAGGAACCGGCGUCCUCCGCACCAACUGGUGACGCAGGUAAGUACUCUAUUUUGGUGAUAGUGUGUUCUCAUAGAGCACGGAGGAAGCAUUUCGUUUUGAAAAGACAAACGAGCCUCAACAUCGGAGGAAGGGGAAUGAUUAUGCACAACACGACAGGUGAGGAACACUACCAAGUAGCCACGGAGUACGAUCUGUCGGCGCACCAGACUACACAGGAGGUGUCUGACCUCCAGGACGUACUCGCGGCAAAGAAGUUGAAAGACGCCACAAAAAAUAAAGAAAAGGACCGGGAAGGGGGACUUCCGUGUUGUGCGUGCC